AGCGGGCGGGCGGCGGCGACGACGUUGGAGCCGCGGGGCCGAGCGGAGCGGGUGGUCAGCAUGGCCGGCCUGGUGCUCGGAACGGUGAGCUGUGCAUUCUUUCUGGCAGUAAAUGGCUUAUAUUCAUCUAGUGAUGAUGUGGUAGAACUGACACCUUCAAAUUUCAACAAAGAAGUUAUUCAGAGUGACAGUUUGUGGCUGGUAGAAUUCUAUGCUCCCUGGUGUGGUCACUGCCAAAGGUUAACACCAGAGUGGAAAAAAGCGGCAACAGCAUUAAAAGGGGUAGUGAAAGUGGGAGCCGUUGAUGCGGAUAAACAUCAGUCCCUAGGUGGUCAGUAUGGUGUUAAAGGAUUUCCCACGAUCAAGAUCUUUGGCGCCAACAAAAACAAACCCGAAGAUUACCAGGGCGGCAGAACAGGCGAAGCUAUCGUGGAUGCGGCUCUGAGCGCUCUCCGGCCCCUGGUUAAGGAUCGCCUCAGCGGAAAGAGUGGUGGAUCUAGUUCUGGAAAGCAGGGUGGUAGUGGAGGCCCAAGUAAGAAGGAUGUGAUUGAACUGACGGAUGACAACUUUGACAAAAACGUCCUGGAGAGUGACGAUGUUUGGCUGGUCGAGUUUUAUGCUCCUUGGUGUGGACACUGCAAAAACUUAGAGCCAGAAUGGGCAGCUGCUGCCACUGAAGUCAAGGAUCAGACGAAAGGGAAAGUGAAAUUAGCUGCCGUGGAUGCUACAGUCAACCAAGUACUAGCUAGCCGAUAUGAGAUCCGAGGUUUCCCCACAAUCAAGAUUUUUCAGAAAGGAGAAGAGCCCCGGGAUUAUGAUGGUGGAAGAACAAGAUCUGAUAUUGUUUCCCGGGCUCUGGAUUUGUUUUCAGAUAACGCUCCACCACCUGAGCUGCUUGAGAUUGUUGAUGAAGCGGUAGCCAAGAAGACUUGUGAGGACCACCAGCUCUGUGUCAUUGCUGUAUUACCUCAUAUUCUUGAUACUGGCGCUUCCGGAAGAAAUUCGUAUCUGGAAGUUAUGUUAAAGUUGGCAGACAAAUACAAAAAGAAAAUGUGGGGGUGGCUGUGGACAGAAGCUGGUGCCCAAUUUGAGCUUGAAAAUGCACUGGGAAUCGGAGGAUUUGGAUACCCUGCAAUGGCAGCUGUUAAUGCACGGAAGAUGAAAUUUGCCCUCCUGAAAGGAUCUUUCAGUGAACAAGGAAUUAAUGAGUUUCUCAGAGAGCUCUCUUUUGGCCGUGGUUCCACAGCUCCGGUAGGCGGUGGGGCUUUCCCUAAAAUAAGCACUGUGGAGCCAUGGGAUGGCAAAGAUGGAGAGCUUCCACUUGAAGAUGAUAUCGACCUCAGUGACGUGGAACUCGACGACUUGGGAAAAGACGAAUUGUGAGGUUACCAGUAUAGACUUCAGACAGUUUCUUGGGAGUGGCUUGUCCAGGAGUGAUGGAAUGUCCUUCACAGCCAAAUGGAUCUACCCGUGGCCUUUUUUUACCAAGAAGUAGCACACGAUUGGUCAGUUGAAACACUGUAACAGUGAACUGUUCGCAUCUCAAGAAAACAUUGGAAAAUUCUAUGAAUUGUUGUAACCGGUGAAUUUGAUUGUAUACUGUCAGAUAAUAUUUUGAAGACAAUUUAGAUCUCGUGUUGACACCUUUCUUUGUGCAUCUCUCCACUGUGCUAGUUGAAGCUCGUGAGACUGUUACUGUACUGAGUUACUGUGAUUUAAGUGAACAUGAACAGCUUUUGUUCCCGUUAAAGAAUAAAAACGAGAUAUUUUUGAGAGUCUCAUGAAGAAAA
Tachyglossus aculeatus (Australian echidna) is the source of this 1790-nucleotide messenger RNA. RefSeq names its product protein disulfide isomerase family A member 6 (gene PDIA6). The record is from RefSeq and is a predicted model, not a curated record. Gene Ontology annotation, molecular function: protein-disulfide reductase activity; protein disulfide isomerase activity. Lineage: Eukaryota; Metazoa; Chordata; Mammalia; Monotremata; Tachyglossidae. Gene Ontology annotation, cellular component: endoplasmic reticulum lumen. The transcript has 13 exons. Gene Ontology annotation, biological process: response to endoplasmic reticulum stress. Bases 61 to 1383 code for a protein of 440 amino acids.